AGUAGAGAUGGGCAUCUACUUUUUAAAUAUAGAUGGGCAUUUACUUCCCAAGUAGAGAUGGGCAUCUACUCAAUUGUGUCCCUGUUUGGCACUUAGAACUCAAGUAAUAGCUUGUUGAUAGCUACGCCUGUGUCCCUGUGUGGCACUUAGAUAGCUAAACUCUGCUUGUGUCCCCGUGUGGCAUUGAGAGCCUGAGUAAUAGCUAUACAAGUAGAGAUGGGCAUCUACUAUACAAGUAGUGAUGGUCUUUCUUAAACGUAAAUAAACAUCUGCUGUUUUUAGCCAUAUGAAGUUGAGUUCACAUUUUGAUACAAACUAACCAUAUGACCUUAAAAUCCAUUUAAUUUGCAAUUAUCAACAUUAGGAAACCCCUUAGUCUGGUAUUUGGAUGUCUGUAAAACUCUAAAUAAUAUUCUUUUGCUUUAUUUCAUCAAUUUAAAUGUCAACUUAAAAAUUCCAAUAGUUUAGAACAUUUUAUUUAAUUGAAAUGUUUAGGAUUGGUCUCAACUGAGAGGCAGAUAUUCAAGUCCUGUUGGUCCUCGACAUAGCAUCAAUAUUGUAUUGUAUUGUAUUAGUAAUGUUUACAAAAUUCUUUUUAACCUAACUGACCAUACUUGAUAUACAAUUUGUGUUUCAGAUGCAAGAUGGAUGCUUUCCUAAAUUUUCAGCAAUUAAUUCAAAAAAUUCUUAAUCAUAUUAAUCUCAAUUGUCCUAAAGCUGAAAGAAAUGAAACAUUGGCAGGGAACACAUCAUUCCGCACCAUCCACAUGCAUGGUACACUUAGCUUUUUACAACAACAACUCGUUACAACAGGAACUGUUGAUAUAAACAACUCUCCAUUCAAGAAUUUUGAAGAAAAUGUUAACAAACUCUUUUCCUUGUUAACUCAUCAUAGAAAAUUAUACCCAAAGUGUAAUAUGGUUGAAGAGGAAUGGAAUAAACUUGUUGAUGAUGCUUUGGAACAGUUCAACCUAAUACCUGAUGUCAUUCAAAAUCCUUUACAUCAACCUGUUAAUUCAAGAUCAACUCCAGCAAGGACUCCAACAAGACUCCAAUUAACUCGAAGACAACUCAUCUUUGAAACCCCUGUACCUGAAUGUCUGAAACGAAAAGUUCUUGAUUCUUCUGAUUCUGAUGAAUUCCCGCAGUAUGAACCAAAAGAGACGGUUAAGACAGAAGAGACGGUUGAUCAAAAUCGUGAGGAGUCCUCUGACUCCUCUAUACCCUCUGAAAAAGAAGAUGAAGACAGUUACAGAAGACGAAACUUCUCAAUUCUCAGACAGCAACUAUUCGCAACAGACAGCGAAUCAGACAGAGCUUCUGGACGUCGGAAAGUUGUUGUUACCAGAUUUAUGAAGAAUCCCAAAUUGUCUCAUAAAACCUGUUUGUUGUGUGGAUUUUCGUUUACAGAGAAAAAGAGUCUGUACAGGCAUUACCGUCAACAAAAGCCAUGCCAAGAGAGAGUAACGGAAAAGACUAAGAAAUUCAAGAUUCUUAGAUCUACCACUAAGGAGAAUACAGAAGAUCUGGAAAGGCAACUGGAAAUUGAUCUAAUGGAAGCCGGACCUUCCAAUGCAACAGUCUUACGUAGAGAAGAUCCGGAAAGGCAACUGGAAAUUGAUCUAAUGGAAGCUGGACCUUCCAAUGCUCCAGUGCCAUGUAGAGGAGAACCUGAAAAACAAAUUACACGCAAUGUACCUGCUUUCAUAAAGUAUUCUAAGAAAUCUGCUUCUAUGCUACAGUCUUUGAAAUCAAAGUCUCAAGAGCAACCUAGAGGAGAACCUGAAAAACAGCCGAAAUCUUCUAUCAAUUCCAGUUUUCAAGUACCAAACUUCAUUAAACAACAUAUCCAGAACUGGAAAUUUGGAGAAGAUCUCCAUGAACAAGUUAGAAACAUUGUAUUCUCCAAGGAUGUGGAUAAGUUGUUCCAUGUAAAGUCAGAACUUUUAGAAACCCUAGAGGAUGUAGAUAUUGACAAUCAAAUUGGCGAUAUUUCUCCAGAGUUUCUUAAUCGGUUGAAUGAAGCAGUUGGUACCGCAUUAACUUUAGAUGCAUCAGAUCCUAGAAUGAAGCUCUCUCUUAAAGAAUUCCAGGAAAUCAAUUAUGAAUCCCCAAUACUCCCUAGAGGAAGAAUUGGUCCCAGAGAUGACUACUUAUUCACUUGGUAUCUUAAACCAAGAAUUCAAGGACAGGGAAAACGGAAAUCAGAGAAAACAGUACUGCAGUAUGCCACGUAUCUUUUUGGGAAGAGUGAAGAGAAUCUUUAUAAACAUUUGGAAGGGAAGAAUAUCCUCCUUGAAGAUGCUCUUUUCCCUAAAGCUUCAUGUGUAAGGAUGGAAGUUGAAGCUUGGGCAACCACAGAAAAUCCUAGCACUUCAAUUGCAAGGAAUUCUGCUCUGGUUUCCUUUUAUGACUAUCUAUGGGAAAAGUCAUCUGUUUACCAUAUUGAAACUGAAGACAUCUAGCUCGCAGCAGCAUUUCAAGAGUUUCAGAGAUAUACCAUGUUAUGCCGUAACAAUUUUUCAAACAGUCUUCUUGAUCUGAAACCUGCGGCUAAGAUAUCUGCAAAAGUUGCUCAAGAACUUAGUGAACAGUUUAAUCCUGAUCGGUAUGAGCAGGUAGAGAAGCAGAUUAAAGAUUUCUUCGACGGUCCAAAAUUCCUCUCCAUCAUGGAAGAAAUUGAUGAAAUCGAGGAAAAGAAAUUGCAUCUGAAUAUGGAACAAUAUAACUGACUUAAUAUUCAACUGGCAUUCCUAACUGUUCUUCAGAAUGGCCAGCGUGCCGAAUUGGCAAAUAUCAUGAAGAGACAGGAUUUGUACACCCAGGCCCGACACAGUGAACUGCCAGGAAUGUGGACAUUUCAACUGAACAAGAUUCUCAACAGUUGAAGAAGGCAAGACAAAAGCAACACUUUUUCUCAUGCUUUCGAGCAAGUUCACUACUGCUCUAAACAAAUGGAGCAGGAUGUCGGCGGUAUAUCUAAACUCAAUUACCAACCUGAAGAUAGACAAGACUUCGCAACUAUUCCUAAGGGAUGAUGGAAACCCACUCCAGAUGAAUAACAUAUACAACCUUCAGGCUUUCAAGGACCUGGGAUUUAGCAAAGAUCUCAGAUUAAAAGAUUCACGGAAGAUUCAGAGUACAGCACUGGACAAAGCACUACCAGCUAAUGACAAGGAUCUUCACAAGGUUGUACAUGCCCACUCAGCAGAUACCGUAAGUCAGAGCUACAUCUUAAACCAAACUGCAAGAUUUGAGAAAGGUACUGCUAAUAUGCAUGGUAGCUCAGCUCCAGUAGUGGAUGACUCAGUAGAAGCUCAAGUAGAAUUGGAAGCAAAUCAGAGACUUCUAAGAAAACACAUGCAAGAAGUCCAGGAGAACAAAUCUAAACUGUCCAUGUCAAAUAGAGAGGGAAACCCACGUCAAAGAAUUAGUAGUACACUCCGCAAUUCCAUCUUAUAUGGAAUAUUGGAAAUGAAAGAUGCUGUUUUUACCAAGCGAAUGCUGAGCAGUGUCCCUAGGAACCUUUGUGGAAGGUACAGACAUACUAGAAACUGGGACCAAUUUAUUCUAGGAUUUCUAGAAUCUCAGCAAUCUCUCAAUGACCUGGCUGUAAAAGAGGUCAAAUAUCAUCCUACUAUCAACGGUUUUUGUAAUAAAAUCUUUUCUUCACUAAGAGCCUGGAAUAGAACCAGGAUUUACAACACUCCUACAGGUCUUGUUUCAUUCCUAGAUAUUACUCUUCAACCUAAGAAUUCAUCAGAAACUACAAUGAAGAACCAUGCAGAAGAUGAAACAGAUGAAGAAGUGAUCGAAAUUGAUAUUACUGUUUAGAACAGAUAAUGGGAAUCAAAUAGAUAUUAUUGAAGUUUUGAAUAGAUAAAGGAAAUCAGAAGGAUAAUAUU
Molecule: messenger RNA, 3905 nt
Organism: Eurytemora carolleeae
Lineage: Eukaryota; Metazoa; Arthropoda; Copepoda; Calanoida; Temoridae
Exons: 11
Coding region: 645-2465 (606 amino acids)
Source: RefSeq, a predicted model, not a curated record